This is a messenger RNA of Centruroides sculpturatus (bark scorpion), 888 nucleotides long. RefSeq lists its product as uncharacterized. The transcript has 4 exons. The record is from RefSeq and is a predicted model, not a curated record. NCBI's taxonomy places the organism in Eukaryota, Metazoa, Arthropoda, Arachnida, Scorpiones, Buthidae. The coding region runs from base 227 to 577 and encodes 116 amino acids.
AAUGGAUUAAAAACAAUUUUUCCAAAAAAAAGGGAAAAAAAUAAAAUGUCCUGCACGAGUUACGAGCAUCGGAUGAUUUAACAUUGGAAAAUUCUAGAAAUAAUUUAGAGGUCGGAAUAUGGUGGGGCAGUAGCACUCAAUUCCAGCUUAUCGAUCCGAGCGACCCUCAAGACGAUGUCAAUGGACUCGACCCGAAAUUUUGGCGCCUUUACUCCAUUCGUUUUCAAUGGUUGAAACUGAUCCACUUUUUCUUGAUAAAAGGGAGCCUAUUUCAGUUAUAAUGGCAGAAUCCAGAGACUUUGAGAUUGAGUUAAAUGUUAAAAGCAAAAUUAAAAGUAAAUUUGAUGCACGAAAAGUAAAACCUGUUGGAGUUGGAGUUAUUUUUAGUAAGGGAAAUUGUUAUAAUUCUGACCAAAGACCAAGGGAAAAGUUUCACUCUUAUAACGUUCUAAGACGGAUCUUCCUGCACACAAACAACAAUCACAAUCAGCAAACUCACAGACUCAGAAUUUUAGUAACCAUCCUCACUCAACACUUGUAUUCGAAUAAAAGGAAACUCGCAGUAAUUAUGAUCUGAAGAUGUUAUACACACUUUACCCGGAAAACUAACCUUCCUUCAGAAAAAGAUAAAAAUAGUAUAGCGAUUUUUUAACGAUAAGUGAUCUUAUAUGCAUAGUCAUAUAACAGCAUUAAUUCAGGUCGUCGACUUUUUUUUUGUAAGUUUAUGAAAUGAUUUUUUCGUUUUUUUCACAAUUGUUAAAUCCAGACUUUUGUUCAGGAUACAAAACACGUGACUAUAUUACACACUUAACAUUAUACAUAAUACUUAGCAUUUUUUUGUUCACAAAAAAAAAGAAAAAGCAUUGAUUUGAUAUCAGAACGAUUGAG